Hippocampus comes (tiger tail seahorse) is the source of this 1513-nucleotide messenger RNA. RefSeq lists its product as uncharacterized. The transcript is spliced from 3 exons. The record is from RefSeq and is a predicted model, not a curated record. NCBI's taxonomy places the organism in Eukaryota, Metazoa, Chordata, Actinopteri, Syngnathiformes, Syngnathidae. Bases 131 to 985 code for a protein of 284 amino acids.
CGCUCCAUAGCCGCGCCCACCGGGCAUGCAGCUGACAACCGUGCAAACGUUUCUUGGCUGCAUGGCACGGAGGUGGCGCUGAGCCUGGCUCUUCUAGUCUGGUUUUACCAGUUGCCACACGCAGGCAGCCAUGUCCGGUGAGAGCGACUUUGAGAAGACGCUCGCCUCAAUUGGAGGCAAAGAGAAGAUCUAUUUGGUGAGUGAUGCGGCAGAAAGGAAUAAAGCGAGCGAGAGCGACGCCGAUGUGGUGCGGGAGUUCAUCGACGAUUUGUUCGGCGACCGACGGCUUCUUUCUACCCUUGCUGGGGGCGAUCAACGCCACGUCUGCCCAAAGGGCUACGGCGACAAACCUCCCAAGGGGACGCCCGACAAUUUGGACUCGGGAGCCUGCCCGGGUGGCACCCAAAGAACAGUUAUCAGGCAGUCGAGCAGCUCCAGCCGCCGGAGGACCAUCGACUGCCCCGCCAUCGUGUUCCUCUUCAGGCAGACUUUCAUCAGCAGCGAGCUGUGCUUGAAGGAGGUCCUCAAGGACGUCAAGGCGCGCACCAAUCGAGCCAGCGGCACCUUACCGGCCUUGAUUGGAUUAGUGCGCAUCACCGCGGGUGAGAGCGACGAGAGCCGCCGAUGCGUCCAACGCCUGGAGAUGCUCAUCCGCAAGGUGUUCCCGCAACAUCCAGCUGACACCGUCUGGGUGGCCUCGUUCCUCCCCGGCGCGCCAGGCAGCGUGCUCGACAUCAAGAAGAACGUCUGCAGAGUGAUAGCUUGUUCCCAAACUACAGAUAUUACCGAGGAUCGCGAGAACCCGCUUUUGUGGCCCUUCCAGUGUUUGUUCAGGUCUAAUAGAGGAGGAGCCAGAGGAGCAGCCAGCAGUUCUCCUACCAGCAAGCGGAGAGGUGACUCUGGAAGUGUAGAGGAGAACAUCCCUUUGAAAAGCAAUUCCACAUCUGCUGGGUCGAAUGAACAAUCACCUGGAGCAGAUGCUUGAUGUCAUGUGACCAAGAGCCCAACACUGUGACUGUCGGGACUCUUUUGGCAAAAAGCUGGUGUCAAGAGCCUUCAGGAUAUCAAUUCGUGGUGCUCAAGUUUCUCAGUGCUAAGCCAGACAAAAGAUAAUACAGACUUGCCUUAUCAUGACAUUUAAAUGCUGCCUUGCAUGUGUACACACUUUCAAGGAAGUGUAAUAGGUUGUCACGCACAAUGUUAUUUCCAGUUGACCAAAACUACUGUAACUCGUGCAUUCCGAAUUUUGGGUUAAACUUAUUUGAGCUACUGAAGAGUGAAAUUAAUGUUGGACUUCAAAAUAGUAUCAACGUUGCUGUAUUUUUGUUGAAAAGCUAAUUUUCUUCUCGAGGCUGAAUCACUUUCUUCUUUUUCACUCAAAUUAUUUAAAACAUUAUAGUGUGCCUUAGAAUAGGCUUUUCAGAAGUAAACUAAUUUGCUCUACUGUUGUAGGUAUUUAUUAGGUUUAUAGAUUGUCUAAUACAUAUUUGAAUAAAAACAAUUCACAAUUUUG